CAGUAUUCCGCUGACCGCUUGUGUGCUCGUGCGCGCUCACGCCGCAUUGCUGCAGACACGACAGAUUCUAUCUAAUACCGCGAACUUUUAACACCUGAUAACUGACUUGAAUUUUAUUUUAAAUUUAAACUUUAACCGUUCAGUGACGAAAGGCCAGGCUCUACUUUAUUUAUUUGAAAGGAUAAGAAGGACACGUAAACCUGAUGACAAAGUGUUAGUGUGUCCAGUACUGGAAUAGUUAUGGUGUGGAGUGGACAUUAAGUGGGUGUGGGCGCAACUAUGGCGAGCUUCGAAGACCUAGCCUUCGACUGGUCGUCCCUGUGCCAGGAGUGCCCGGAAUGCUGGACCACGUCAGAUCUGCAGCUUGCGGCCGAACUUGGGAAAACUCUACUGGAGAGAAACAAAGAGCUUGAAACCGCUCUACGACAACAUCAAAAUGUCAUCGAAGAUCAGGCGCAAGAAAUUGAAUACUUGACAAAGCAAACAGUCGCCCUUCGCGAGGUGAACGAUUCAAGGCUCAGAAUCUACGAACAGCUCGAAGUUAGCAUCCAGGAUUUGGAGCGAGCCAAUCACAGACUCGCCGUCGACCAUGCCGCCGACAAGAAACAUAUUAAAACUUUAUGCGCCAACAUUGAAACAUUGGAAGGAAAAUGUGAAGAUGUACAAAAGACUGUUGAUGACCUGAACGCUCAACUGGAUAUUGCUAGACGGCGAGCGGAACGGAAGCCAGAGAGCAUCGAGAAACCCAAAGAGAAGGAACGAAAACCCCAGGAACCAAUAACACCCAAUUCUAAGAAACUUGAAGUAACGAGCACGCCUUUGAAAGUAGCGCCUCUCCCAGAACUGACGAAAGAGGACGAGGAUUUACUAAGGCUAAGCGAUGAGUUGAGAGAAAGCAAAGUAGCCCUCGCCCAAGAGCAAAGGAGAGUAACUGAACUGGAAGAACAGUUGGCGUCUAUGGUACAGGAAAACAAUAGAGUGCAAGACCAGUUGAGAAACUGGCAACAAAACGAAGAUGGGCCCAAAUCGAUGCAUGAGGAAUUCUCGAUUCUUGAAGAAGUCAGACAAGGUCAACUAUGCAUCAGGUGCCUUCGGGGCGUGGAAAGAGGAGACGAUAUGUCUUCCAUUCUCGACGGAGACGACGACGACAGAAGUGCCAUCAGCUCACUGAUCCUCACUCCAUCAGGGCAGGACAGUCUUAGAGACGACCACGUUACAAACAAACUUGUCAAAUUCGACAAUGCAAAGGAAAAAUUACUACAAGGUAUAUGGGCUAACAAAGAAGAUGGCCACGAAAAUCCCUAUAGAGAGCUCGUGCAGAAGUACGAAGCUCUUCUCGAGGUUCAACUCUCGCAAGUUAAGAACAUUAAAAAGAACAAACCCCAUACUUUGCCCACCGCACAAAAUCCAUCCGGGUCCCUGUCCCUCCAAGAUGAACUUCAGACUUCCGGAGAAUACACCCACUUCAGCGUCAAGGACACAGACGAUGAAAGUGGGCACGGCGAAGAGGCCCAGAAGGAGAAUCAACAAAAGAAGGUUGAAACCACAUCUCGGAAGAAAAUUAUUCAAACCCCAGAUUUCUCUGAAGCUGAGACAUCCAGCUCCGGUUUCUCAGACGAGACAAGUAACAAAGCUACACAAACAGAACGUGAAAGACCUGGAUCGUUCCUUUGCACCAUUGCUGACGGUGAAGACUACCGAUUCAGUAUUUACGAUGACGCCAGUCCAAUGGACAGCCGGUUUCGCAAUAGGCCUGAAUAUCGUGAGCUAUUUAAAGAAAUAUUCACCAUUCUGAAGAAGGCAGCCGAAAACAAAGAUGAAGGGGAGCAAUUGCCACUUCUUGACGACACCACUGCUGGAAAAGUGCCACCUGUUACUCCAGCAAACGAAGAACAACCCGACAACAACUUCACUGACGACACACAAAGCGUCCUGUCGUCUGUAAUGUCUGAACAGUCGAUUCCAGUGUCCGAUGUCACCCUUCCAGAAACACCAACCCUAAAAGAAAAGGAACAGACGAAUCCUGAACCCAUUAAGAAAGCAGUUGAGAACAAAGAAAAUAAACCAGCAAUAGAAGAGAGUACUAGCGCGGCGAAACCUGAAGAAAACAAAGAAAAAGAAAAGGUACCGGAAAUUGUUAAAGGAAAAGAAAAAGAACGCGUUUUGACGCCGUUAGUGCGUCAGCCACUGGAAUACAUUGCGGCCACUAGAAAGAAGUCCAGACAUCGCAACCGUAAACACAGUCAGGAUCGUCAAGGGGCAGACUCUCCUGUAUUUCCGUCGCCUCCAAAAAUCACCUACCAGAAAUCAUCGAAUAAAAAGAAGAGAGACUACAGACCAAUCGAAAUAAGUCCACUAGCGAAAACAGCCGAAAGUGAAUGGAAUGGUCACACAAUGCAGUUCUAUAACAGAAACAUAAACUCUCCCACGCCGAGCGCAAGCGGCCGCACCGGCAAGAUCUACCAAGCAUGGAACCCCGAAACAGACUCAUGGGACAUUAAGCAGAGCACUGCAUCACAGGAAAUACAUAAAUUAAGAAAACUGGAGCUGUCAUACGCUGAAGUACUGAGAAACGCAGAUAAAAAUAAAAACAGGCGUAAGAAGCAUCAGUGAAGGAUAUUUUUUACCCGUCGACCCCUCUAGCUCAUGAGCAAGAGCCGAGUGAUCAACCGCCAUUUGUCUUUGCCAACUGGACAUAAUUUAGUUUAGGAAUGUUUGUGAUCUGCUAGAGUAACUUUCUAAUUUUAUCUCAGCGUACUUAUUAUCUUAAUUUGCCA
Molecule: messenger RNA, 2777 nt
Organism: Hyposmocoma kahamanoa
Lineage: Eukaryota; Metazoa; Arthropoda; Insecta; Lepidoptera; Cosmopterigidae
Gene: centrocortin
Product: cerebellar degeneration-related protein 2
Exons: 6
Coding region: 280-2613 (777 amino acids)
Source: RefSeq, a predicted model, not a curated record